Molecule: messenger RNA, 2625 nt
Organism: Neogale vison (American mink)
Lineage: Eukaryota; Metazoa; Chordata; Mammalia; Carnivora; Mustelidae
Product: putative zinc finger protein 66
Exons: 5
Coding region: 138-1472 (444 amino acids)
Biological process (GO): regulation of DNA-templated transcription
Source: RefSeq, a predicted model, not a curated record
CCGGUUCCUUUGCUGAAGCUGAAUUUGUGGGCAUUUGCGGGGAGGCGAGGCCCCCUGAAAGCUGAGAAGGAAAAGCCAAAGAUUAGUCUCACGAUACCUUGUGGGAAAGAAAUCCAGAGGACAAAAGGGAAGGAGAAAUGGCCAGUUCUCAGGGACAGCUGGCCUUCAGGGAUGUGGCCGUAGAACUCUCUCAGGAGGAGUGGGGAUGCCUGACCCACACUCAGCGGCGACUGUACAGGGAUGUAAUGUUGGAGAACUACGGACACCUCUGCUUCUUGGGUCUCACUGUGUCAAAGCCAGACCUGAUCACUGUUUUGGAGCAAGAGAAGCAGCUCUGGGAUGUGGAGAGAAAGGAGAGCGCAGGCUUCCAUCCAGGAGACAGUCCUCACAAGGAUAAUGAAUGUGGGAAAGCUCAUAACCAGUCUUCCAGUGUUGCUGAUCAUCAGAGAAUUGAUGAGGGAAAAAGCCCUUUCACAUCUAAUAAACCAGGGACCAUGUUUAGUCAGUCAUCAAGACCAAAUAGAAACAAGAUAAUUCCUAGGGGCAAGAAAACUUGUAUUUCUAAGGAAUGUUGUAAAUCCUUUGACUGGCACUCGACAUUAUCUCAGUUCCUGCAAAUAUGCAAAAUAUGUAAAUGCAAGGAAUGUGGUAAAACUUUUAAGGACCCUUCAUCAGUAAAGGGACAUAAGCCAAUCCAUACUGGAGUGAAACAGUACAAAUGGGCAAAGAGUGUGAAAGCGUCUACAUUGCCCUCCACCCUUCCUGGAAGUCACCAAACUCCUACUGGAGAGAAACGUUACCAAUGUGAAGUAUGCGGCAAGACCUUUAAGUGGCGCUGCGACCUUACUCAGCAUCACCGAGCUCAUACUGGAGAGAAACCUUACCAAUGUCAAGAAUGUGGCAAGGCCUUUAAGUGGCGUUCAGACGUUACUCGACAUCACCAAGUUCAUACUGGAGAGAAACCUUACCAAUGUCAAGAAUGUGGCAAGGCCUUUCACCGGAGCUCAGGGCUUAGCCAACAUCACAUAAUUCAUACUGGAGAGAAACCUUACCAAUGUCAAGAAUGUGGCAAGGCCUUUAUGUGGCCUUCCCAGCUUACUCAACAUCACCGAAUCCAUACUGGAGAGAAACCUUACCAAUGUCAAGAAUGUGGCAAGGCCUUUCACCGGAGGUCAUUGCUUACUGUGCAUCACAGAAUUCAUACUAGAGAGAAACCUUACAAAUGUAAAGAAUGUGGUAAGGCCUUUAACCAAACUUCAGCCCUUACUCAACAUCACCAAAUUCAUACUGGAGAGAGUCCUUACCAAUGCCAAGAAUGUGGUAAAACCUUUAACAAGUGCUCACACCUUGAUCAGCAUCACAGAAUUCAUACUGGAGAGAAACAUUACAAAUGCGAAGAAUGUGGCAAGGCCUUUUACCAGCGCUCACACUUGAGUAACCAUCAUAGAAGUCAUACUGGCAAGAAACUUUAAAAAUGUAAAGACUAGGACUAAGGAUUGUAAAACCCUUACAUCACAGACCUUGCAUCCGAUAUAACUAGAGAAUAACUAUACACAUGUAAAGAAGUCCACCCUCUCUCUCCCUGAAACUCACAUCGUAGUUAUCAUAUGGGAGCAACAUGGUAAAAUGUGAUGAAUGUGGUGAGACUUUUAACUGGAAUUCAGUCUAUACUCAAUGUCCCAAAAUGCACACUAGAUUUAAAUCCUAGAAUCAUGAUGAUUGUGGAAAGACCUUCAUUUUAAUUUACAUGUUCACAAACACAGAAAGUGCUAAAGAAGGUAAAUUGAUUCAUACAAAUAAUUAGAAAACUCUCUGAACAUCUAAUGACAAUAAAUGUCACAGAUAUCAAGUAAAAGGAGUGUAUCAGUUCCUCUAUUCAGACAGUACUCAUUAGUCCAAGGAAAAAGAUCAAGUUAAACACUUGGAAAAUGCAUAUGCUGUUACGUUGGAAAGAUUCAGUGGGGGAGUUUUUACAAGGGUACACUUAGUUUCGAUGUGCAUUUUGUUACAUUGUGCCUUUUUGAGGUUUGUGACCAACAAAUAUUAAUGUAUUUUAUUCUCAAAUCACUUCUGGAGAUUGACUUACUCGUACUGGGUGUAUGAAUCCGUGAGCCUGAUUUUUGCUCCAUCAAUGGCAAUCGAUGCCCUGCUGCAUCCGGGGGGACUCACGCAUCUCAAAUUUUCCUUGGAAGAUGAGAACUGUGUAAUACACAACAUGAAUGAAGAAAAUCUAAACAGAGACCCUGCUUAGGCUUAUAGCAUUGAUGUAAGUUGCCAUGAAAUAGGUGUUCAGAACAAUAUUUUUCUCCAUUUACUAAAACUAAAGAGGGGUAUAGGUGAUGCACUCAUGUGGGCAUAGCUUUCAAAAGUCACAUGGUAGAGUAGCUGUUGGUGGUGAAGAAGCCUUCUGGACACUGGGGUAGGCAGGAUCAGCAAGGUGUGUGCUGUGGUUGAACUCAAGCACUCCUCUCCCAGAGAUAAAGGCCCAAUCAAGAUUUGAGCCACUGUAGAUAGGGGACCAUUCAGGGAAGCAGCUGCAGUGCAUUGUGGGAACAUCCUGUCUACUCAGUGCCAUGUUCAAUACAAUCCCCCGCUCUGGCUCUGUCUGCUGUAGUUUUGGAAUAU